AUGGCACCAACAUUGGUGACUCUCCCUCAGGAGUUGCAUCUCCUUAUCCUCUCCAACCUAGAUUCUCCCCAGGACCUCCUCUCCAUGACUUUGGCAUCCCGAUCCUUCCAUGGGCUGUACUUUGCUUACAAACACACCAUUCUCAUGCAGGUCCUCUACAACAUGGUCCCGUAUGAAGUCGAAGAUGACUUCUGCAUGGCUCUGCAUGUGCAAGAUGUCAUGAAGGGACACAUUCCUCAUUGGAAGAGCCCCGAGAAAGUUGAACCAUUCAGAGAAGCAUGCGUGGGAGCUCUCGAAGAUGCUCUGACAGCAAAGUACUCUCGUCUCUGUGACAUCACCAGCACCGACGCUCAAAUAAUACAGCUCUUGCAAACCGCCAAAGUCUAUUACGACUACAUUAAAAUGUACUCUGAUGUUGCCGUAACUAACUUGGGUCUCUUUGUUCGCUCUGAGACGAAGGGCUUGCCCCUCUCGCACUUUGAAAAACAACGCUAUAUGAGAGCUUUCUGCCGCUAUGAGGCGUACAUCACUCUGCUGCAUGGGUGGAUGUAUCUGGGUAAUUCUAUACGUGGAAUUCGUCCAUCUCUGUCUGCGGGAACAUUCGUCGACCAGUUCCAGCCCUGGGAAGUCGAGGAGAUAGCCUGCGUAGACCAAUUCAUGCAAACGUCAAUCGGGAAAACCUUCGACGCGUUGGAGGAUCAUCUAGUUGCGCUCAUCAAACUCAAGGGAUGCAAUCAUGUCAACAAGGAGAGGGGUUCCAAGCUAAUCAUGGCAGGAACUAACGGCACCUCCUGGACUGAUUUGCUCCGGAUUUGCGGGCUGCAUUCAAUACCAGGCAGCUGGGAGCGCAGACUUCGUAUCAAUUACUGGGCCACUAUUGGUUUGAAGAAAACACUGGAGGCGCUGAGAAAACCAUUCAUUGGUAUGAUCUUGAAACCGGUACCGGGCACCACACCUGCACCGCCGUUCUUCUACGACCUAGCCGCUGAAACGCUACCAUAUUACAAAAUCGUCCGUACCGGAUUCCCGAACCCCACGGAGCCGAUCUACGGGUGGGAAUGGGCGUUUGGACCGCAGACCUUCAUGAUCAUGGCGUCAGAGAAUCUCAAGUUGCGAGAUAUGGGAUACGUGUUCUGGGACAAAGAACGAUUGCUGAGAUACAAAGUGUUCCAGAACCCCCGUGAAUUCCAAUUCUAUGAGUUUAUGCGGCAGAACAACUUGGCUCACGACUACACUAUCUCGUCUAAGCUUGAUCAGAAGCUAAGAGGUGUAAAGCUGACUGAACAUGUCGUUAUGGCUUUUAUGGAUCAGGUUGAACACAUCCAUUUGCCCGCCCAUUUGAUUUGA
Molecule: messenger RNA, 1347 nt
Organism: Talaromyces proteolyticus
Lineage: Eukaryota; Fungi; Ascomycota; Eurotiomycetes; Eurotiales; Trichocomaceae
Exons: 1
Coding region: 1-1347 (448 amino acids)
Molecular function (GO): protein binding
Source: RefSeq, a predicted model, not a curated record